Paramecium pentaurelia is the source of this 1564-nucleotide messenger RNA. Lineage: Eukaryota; Ciliophora; Oligohymenophorea; Peniculida; Parameciidae. The record is from the annotation of a GenBank genome assembly.
UCAUGUAAAACCCUUUUAACUUCGCCUAAACUUUAUCAAACCAAUUAAAUAGUAAUUAAAAUUUUAAUGGUUAGGUUUCAUGAACAUACAUCAAUAAGUGAUAUCAGAGCUCUCUAAUGAAUUAGAAAUCAAUAAUCUUCCUUAAAUGACUCAAUCAAUUACUUUGUAAGAGAAUUCAGCUAUGAUAGAAGAAAAAUAGGUACAAUUUUUUUAUAUACUAGUAACAAAACCACCCAACAGUUAAAAAGGGUACCUAGAACGAGGAGAACGCUUAGUAGAUUUUAACUCCAAGAAGGAUAAGUCAUGAUUUCAAUAGAGAAUCUCCCUUCGUCAAAAUCAGCGUCUACAAGUAGCACCAAAUGUCGAAUUAAAAAGUUUACAUUCUCCAAGAUGAUAAGUAUUUUAAUUUGAUUAUACAAGAAUAAUUGGUAGUAACAAGGUCUAGAAGAAUGAAAUCUCUAUAAUUCGUCGUAAAAAACAAUAACAUUAAGGAGAUAACAACAUAGAUUUAGGUAAUUAUUUAUGUUAUAACUAAUAGGUCUUUCUUCAUAGGAAGCACAUAUUGAGUAAGUCCCUUGCAAAAUUUCAACAGAGUUCGGUUUUCGUCAUUCAAGUAGAAUCACUCCACAAAUAUUUUGUUUUUUAUCAUUAAAAUAUUUCCAUACAAGAUUUUCAGAAUUGCCUUCAAAUAUCUUCAAACUUAUUCACUAAUUUAUCAAGUAGUUCUUAUUAUAAUUUUAAGAGAAAAGCCAAAUUUUUACAUUUAGGAUUGUGGAACAGCUUUAAAAACUCUAGUCAGGAUUUAAAAAGAAAGUCCAAGAAUAAUGGAAGAAAAUAAUAGUUAUUUAAUUGGAGCUGAUUUCUAUUUUCAUGUAGUUCAAUUGAAUUCGAUACCAAAAUAAUUGGAUCAUAAGAAAAAGAAUCAGGAAUCUCCAAAUGAGUAUUUUUUUUAGACUCUUGUAAGAGAGAAUGAAAAAUAUCGAGCUCGAAUUCAUGGUUUAACCAAAGAAGAAUAGGAAGUCUUUUAAGGUAUUUUAAUAUAUUGAUUUUAGUAUACUUAUAAGAGUUUAGAAAACUAAAGAAAAAAGGAAGAAAACAAUAUUAACUCUUAAAUUGUGAUAGACCAUUUCUUAAAAUUCAAUUUGAUACACCAGUAUCUAGACAAAUAGCUAUUUUUUUUGGAAAGGCUGGAUAAGAACAAACUUUUAAAAUAGGAAGAUCUUAAGAUUGUGACAUUAUUGUCAAUAUGAAUACUAUUUCUAGAAAACAAACUUAGAUUAAGUUCAAUAAGAAUUAUUGGGAAAUCUAAGAUGGAGAAGGAACACGAUAAUCAGCUAAUGGAACUUGGCAAUCCUUAUAACCAUAUGAGCAAUCCUUAUUGGAUACUAAACCUAAAUUAAGUGUACCAAUUCUGAUUGAAGAUAAAAUGGAAGUGAAAAUAUGUGAAAACAUUUUUAAAUUUGAAAUGAUUGGAUUUGGAGUUUCAAAAAAGUAAUAAUAUUUAAAUAUCUUUAGACGAAAAUUGACUAAUACGUUGUACUAAGAAUUGACUUAAAAUGAUUGA